Messenger RNA from Miscanthus lutarioriparius, 594 nucleotides. NCBI's taxonomy places the organism in Eukaryota, Viridiplantae, Streptophyta, Magnoliopsida, Poales, Poaceae. The record is from the annotation of a GenBank genome assembly.
AUGGACAGGGCAACAUCGUACGUCGGCUGUGGCGCCGUCCUCCUCGCCCUCCUGUUGGUCAGCUUUGCGCGCCCGUGCCACUCCUCCCUCUACCGCCCGCCGCCGCCCGUCAUGGUCUACCACGCCGGCGAGGUGCUCGACGGCGCUGUGCCCAUAUCCGUCCUCUACUACGGCGCCUUCUCGCCACACCAGAAGGCCAUCAUCGCCGACUUCCUGCUCUCCCUCUCCCCGCGCGGCCGCCAGCCACAGCACCACGGGCAUGUGCCCGGGCGCGGCCGCGGCGAGACGCUGCGCGCGCCCAACGGCGACGUCGGUGUGGACGGCAUGCUGAUCAACCUCGCGGCGCUGCUGGCCGGCGCGGUCACCAACCCAUAUGGGCACGGAUACGUCCAGGGCGACCCCGGCGCGCCCGUGGAGGUGGGGGCUGCGUGCCCGGGCGUCUACGGCCGCGGCGCGUACCAAGGUUACCCCGGCGCGGUCAAGCUUGACAUGAUCACCGGCGCUGGGUACAACGUGGUCGGCCGCAACGGCAGGAAGUAUCUCGUGCCGGCGCUGGUCGAUCCCGACACCAACUCUUGUAUCAUCAUGACCUAA